This is a messenger RNA of Pocillopora verrucosa, 1655 nucleotides long. Lineage: Eukaryota; Metazoa; Cnidaria; Anthozoa; Scleractinia; Pocilloporidae. The record is from RefSeq and is a predicted model, not a curated record.
AUCGGUGGUUCUGACUUCAAGAUUAUUUACCGACAUUACGCUACGCUUUAUUUUGUGUUCUGUGUGGAUUCAUCAGAGAGUGAGCUAGGAAUACUUGAUCUCAUACAGGUAUUUGUGGAAACUUUAGACAAGUGUUUUGAAAAUGUCUGUGAGCUGGAUCUUAUAUUUCAUAUGGACAAGGUUCACUUUAUUUUACAAGAGAUUGUAAUGGGUGGUAUGGUACUAGAAACAAACAUGUCUGAGAUUUUAACCCACAUUGAGGCACAGAAUAAAUUAGAAAAAUCAGAGGCUGGAAUAAGUGCUGCACCUCAGAGAGCAAUGUCUGCUGUUAGAAAUAUCAGUCCAAACCUACAUAAUCUUCCCAAACCUAAUAUAAACCUACCAUCCAUGAAAUCACUCCCGCACAUAAACUUACCCUCCUUCAAGUAGAAUAACAAAUGUUCUAUUUUUCUAAUUAAAAUGACUUAACUGUUGUUGAUAAUGAUACAUAGAAUGAAAUAAUUUUAUUUUCAUGUACAGGUUGUUACAGUUGUAGGUAGCUUAGAGUUACAUAGGGUAGUAUUGGUGACAGGAGAGAUUAUAAUCUAGGGCCGAGUUGUUCAAAGCUGGGUUAAUAUAAUCCAGGGUUAUUAUGAAGUUUGUUUUCAGAUCUGAAAGCUUUAAAAUGAAAUUCAGUAUAAUUUUUUUUUGGUUACAAUUUGGUGAUUGGAUGCCCCACAAAGAAUACUUAAGUAAAAAAUUAUCCCACAUAGGCUUUUGAACAUAGGAAAAAAAAAGAAACUCAGUUUAUAUUUUAUCCAUGGGUUAGCACUAAUCAGCCUUCGAACAACUGGGCCUAGGUCUGUAAUGCUGCGAGUGUUUCUGGGGUCCUAGACAAAUCUUGGGUCUCAAAGAUGGAGCACUUUUGCAAACACUGAUGUCCCCUAACAUUAUAUUAAAACAAUUUAAAGUCAAGAUUGCUACCCUGGUGUUUAAGAUUUAUAGCUGUCAAUGGGCACUCACCAUUUGGUCAGAACUGUCUUAUCAGACUGCUUAAUUUAGGUGAGCUUUUUUUUGUUUUGUUUUUUUUUUUCCCAAUCAAGUGUUUCUCCAUAUUUCCAAGAAAAAGUUAUCCAAGAAUAAGGUUCACAAUUUUUAGACUGACAGAUUUGAUGAGUUAAUUAAGAGUUACAACUGUAUUUGUGAAAUAGGUUGGCCAGCCUGGCUUCUCCGUUUAGACUUAUGGUGUGAAACUAAUACAAUUGUUUAAGAAAAAAACCUUGGUGACGCUAUCUUUGUGAAUUAAACUACUAGAUGUAAAUGCCUGUCUUCAAGGCCAAGUCUUGAUUUAAUACUGGGGGCAGUCAGCAAAUUAUGUAUGAUAAAAAUGAUAUUCACAAAUGUACACUAUACAUGGAGGGUUGUUCAAAUUGGGACACUUAAAACUAAAGUUGCCCAGUCUGUGUGCAUAAGCAGUACUAUAGUAUCUAAAGAUAGAGCUGAAAAAGUCCAAUAAGAGCAUUUUUUGUUAAACAAAUGUUAAAAGUAAACUAGGAUUGUAGUGGUUUUGCAUGAUUAUGUUCUCAUGAUUUAUCCAGAACACUCCUGCCAUCUUUCAAACCAACAAGUUGCAAUGAAAAUAAAAAAGAAUCAUGCCUUCUUUGCAUGUUCCUGAA